CUUAGAUAUCUUCUUUACUAGGAAAACUACACUACACUUCUAAAUUCCUUCUUUUUGACUACAAAAACCACGCCAUACUUAUAAUUUCCUAAGGACAAGUCACUUAUCCUUCCCCAACACCAUGAAGCUCGCUGCCCUUCUCACACUUCUCUGUGCUACUGGUAUUAAUGCUGGUUGGUAUCAAUGCCAUUGCUCUCGAUCGGGUGCUUUCAAUCAGCGUGCUACAAUAGGCGCUUGUCGUGCAAUUAGAGGUUCCGACCUCAUUAGUGUUGGUAACACAAAAGAAUGUAGACUUUCAAACCAAAACGCAUUAGCAACGGCCUUUGAAAGAGUAAGUCAUAACAUGUAGUUAUUAUAAUCAUUACUAACUAUGUCUUUAAAAGUACUGCGGCAAGCAACAUCCACAGCUUAAAGGAUACUGCCGCUGGGUAAUGGGUUAAGCAUAGUUAUUUAGAUAAGGAUUAAGUCUAGCCUAGGCUAGUAGGUAGGCAGGUUAUAAGGAUGUAAAUAGAGAGUAUAUAAAGUUUAGUAUUAUAGGUAAUCUUUAAUGUUAGAAC
Messenger RNA from Colletotrichum navitas, 557 nucleotides. RefSeq lists its product as uncharacterized. Lineage: Eukaryota; Fungi; Ascomycota; Sordariomycetes; Glomerellales; Glomerellaceae. The record is from RefSeq and is a predicted model, not a curated record. Bases 122 to 349 code for a protein of 75 amino acids. The transcript is spliced from 2 exons.